AUGGGCUCGUGCAUCGGGAAAGAAGAGACGGCCAAGUCGCCGCCGGCGUCGUGCUGUUCGGCGAUUCAGCGGGAUCCGCUGCCGUCGCAUCCUCGGAUCACAUCGACCUCAUCCACUCCUUCCACUAUCGAUAAAAACCACAAUCUCAAUAAUUCCAAUUACUAUAUCGCACUGUUUCAAUAUGACGCGAGGACCGAUGAUGAUCUAAGCUUCAAAAAAGAUGAUAUUCUCGAAAUUCUCAAUGACACACAAGGCGAUUGGUGGUUUGCCAGACACAAAACCACCGGAAAAACUGGAUAUAUUCCGUCGAAUUAUAAAUGUUUAUUGAAUACUCAUAAUGAGCAUGGAGCAUUUUUAGUGAGAGAUUCUGAAAGUCGACAACACGAUUUAUCAUUGUCAGUUCGCGAAAACGAUUCGGUCAAACACUACCGAAUUCGGCAGCUUGAUCAUGGCGGAUACUUCAUCGCACGUCGUCGACCAUUCGCCACUCUUCAUGACCUCAUCGCGCAUUAUCAACGAGAAGCCGACGGUCUUUGUGUGAGCCUGGGCAAGCCAUGUGCGAAAACCGAGGCCCCUCAAACAUCAACAUUCACCUAUGACGAUCAAUGGGAAGUGGAUCGUCGAAGUGUGCGGCUAAUUCGUCAAAUUGGCGCCGGUCAAUUCGGCGAGGUGUGGGAGGGACGAUGGAACAACAAUGUGCCAGUGGCGGUGAAGAAGCUGAAAGCUGGAACAGCGGAUCCGAGCGAUUUCCUCGCAGAAGCACAAAUUAUGAAAAAAUUGAGACAUCCUAAACUUCUGUCUUUGUAUGCCGUGUGCACUCGGGAUGAGCCGAUUUUGAUCGUCACCGAGCUGAUGCAAGAGAACCUUCUGACAUUCCUACAACGCCGCGGACGUCAGUGUCCGAUGCCGCAGCUCGUCGAAAUCGCCGCCCAAGUUGCCGCUGGAAUGGCCUAUCUCGAAGAGAUGAACUUUAUUCAUCGCGAUCUGGCGGCUCGCAACAUUCUCAUCAAUAAUGCGCUGUCAGUGAAGAUCGCUGACUUCGGAUUGGCGCGGAUUCUGAUGAAGGAGAAUGAGUACGAAGCUCGCACCGGCGCCCGAUUCCCCAUCAAAUGGACAGCGCCAGAAGCGGCCAAUUACAAUCGAUUCACUACCAAAUCCGAUGUGUGGAGCUUCGGAAUCCUGCUCACCGAGAUCGUCACAUUCGGAAGGCUGCCCUAUCCGGGAAUGACGAACGCCGAAGUGCUGCAGCAAGUCGAUGCCGGCUACCGAAUGCCGUGCCCUCCGAAUUGUCCGCCAGCGCUCUACGACAUCAUGCAGCAAUGCUGGCGGUCAGAUCCCGAAAAACGGCCAACGUUUGAGACGCUUCAAUGGAAACUCGAAGAUUUGUUCAAUAUCGACUCAUCCGAAUACAAAGAAGCGACCAUCAACUUUUAA
Molecule: messenger RNA, 1434 nt
Organism: Caenorhabditis bovis
Lineage: Eukaryota; Metazoa; Nematoda; Chromadorea; Rhabditida; Rhabditidae
Source: the annotation of a GenBank genome assembly